CGUUUGACGUUAACUAUAUGACUACCGGACAGUUUCGCGGAAAGACCACGAAGUAUGGCUGAAUUUGUAAAGUCCAAGAAUUACGAGCUACGUAUAUUGGCGAGUCAUGGCCCAUAAGCGUAGAAAGAGAAGAGAAAUCGAUGAAUGUAAUAUAUAUAUAAGGAAGCAGUUCCAGAGGAUUGAUAACCAAGCCCCAACCCCACAGUCUCUAUAUCUACCUAUAAUUUUGGUUUUGUGGAUUCCUGUUAUUUUUUAUAUGACUAGCUUCAGCAAGCACUGCCAAUUACAGAGUUAGGGCGCUGCCAGGAACCCAUUGAACUGGCUUCACAUCGGGGGGGGGGGGGGGGUAGUUCUAAAGUAGCUAUCUGGGCAGU
Babjeviella inositovora NRRL Y-12698 is the source of this 374-nucleotide messenger RNA. RefSeq lists its product as uncharacterized. The transcript has a single exon. The record is from RefSeq and is a predicted model, not a curated record. Lineage: Eukaryota; Fungi; Ascomycota; Pichiomycetes; Serinales. Bases 107 to 295 code for a protein of 62 amino acids.